CUCACUCGUUCGCGGUGACGGACGACUCUCAUUUGUUCCCUGCCCACUACCCAGCAUGCCAGUCGGUGCGCACUGAUCCACUGAUACUGUCGGUAAUAUGGCGGCCGUCAGUAAGUACCUGACAGCUAAAAACUCUUCGAUAGCUGGCGGGGUCCUACUCGUUUUAUACAUCCUGAAGCAAAGAAGAAGAAGAGGAGGAGGCAAGUCAAGCGGCAAAAAAGGACUCUCGGAACUGGUGUUGAGCAAUGAAGACAAAGCAGCCAAGAAAGACCGUGCUGCGGUGGACUCUGUCUUCUUCCUCAGAAUCAGUAAGAUCAUCCGGAUCAUGGUGCCUCGCUGGUUCUGCAAAGAGACAGGAUACCUUGUCCUCAUAGCUGCCAUGUUGGUGACCAGGACAUAUUGUGACGUCUGGAUGAUUCAGAAUGGAACCAUGAUUGAAAGCGCAAUUAUCGGUCGUUCCAACACCGAUUUCAAGAACUACUUGUUCAACUUGUGCAAAGUCAUGCCACUUAUUGCAUUGGUGAAUAACUUCUUGAAGCUGGGUCUGAAUGAGCUGAAGCUGAGGUUCAGAGUGAGGCUAACCAAACACCUCUACGACGAGUACCUCAAAGGAUACACGUACUACAAAAUGGGCAACCUGGAUAACCGUAUCGCUAACGCUGACCAGCUGCUGACUCAGGAUGUAGAGAGGUUCUGUAACAGCGUGGUGGACCUCUACUCCAACCUCAGCAAGCCUCUCUUGGACAUUGGACUGUACAUCUUCAAGCUGACGUCUGCCAUCGGUGCCCAGGGCCCAGCGAGUAUGAUGACCUACCUGCUGGUCUCAGGCCUGUUCCUGACCAGACUACGACGGCCCAUCGGUAAGAUGACGGUGACAGAGCAGCGCUACGAGGGAGAGUACCGAUAUGUCAACUCGCGACUCAUCACCAACAGUGAGGAGAUUGCCUUCUACAACGGGAACAUGAGAGAGAAACAGACGAUUCACUCAACAUUUAACAAACUGGUCGACCAUUUGCACAAGUUUAUCUUCUUCCGUUUCUCAAUGGGCUUCGUGGACAGCCUGAUCGCAAAGUACAUAGCCACUGUGGUGGGCUACCUGGUGGUGAGUCGGCCCUUCCUCAACCUAGCCGACCCCCGCCACAUGAACAGCAGCCAACCGGAGUUGCUGGAGGACUAUUACCAGAGUGGCAGGAUGCUACUGAGGAUGUCCCAGGCUCUGGGAAGGAUCGUACUGGCUGGUAGAGAGAUGACUAGGCUCUCUGGGUUCACCAUGCGUAUCACUGAGCUCAUGAAGGUCCUGAAGGAACUGAACUCCGGGAAGUACGAGCGUACCAUGGUCUCUCAUCAGGACAAGGAAUCAGAAGCCGUAGAAACAGUCCCCCUUGUCCCGGGCAGCGGACGGAUCAUCAACGCUGACCACAUCAUCAAGUUUGAACACACACCACUGGCAACACCCAAUGGAGAUAUCCUGAUCAAGGACCUGACCUUUGAAGUGAGGUCUGGUACCAACGUGUUAGUGUGUGGGCCCAAUGGCUGUGGCAAGAGUUCACUCUUCAGAGUCCUGGGAGAGCUCUGGCCUCUGUUCGGAGGACAGCUGACCAAGCCUGAGAGAGGGAAGCUCUUCUAUGUUCCUCAGAGACCGUAUAUGACCCUUGGCAGCCUGAGAGAUCAGAUGAUUUACCCUGACACCUAUGAGGAACAGAAGCGAAAAGGAAUCUCUGACCAGGUGUUGAAGGAGUACCUGGACAAUGUCCAGCUGGGUCACAUCCUGGACAGGGAGGGGACCUGGGACACCGUACAGGACUGGAUGGACGUCCUCAGUGGAGGAGAGAAGCAAAGGAUGGCGAUGGCUCGGUUGUUCUACCACAAGCCCCAGUUUGCCAUCCUGGAUGAGUGCACCAGUGCUGUGAGCGUUGAUGUGGAGGACUUCAUCUACAGCCACUGCAGAACGGUUGGCAUCAGUCUGUUCACCGUCUCUCACAGGAAGUCUUUGUGGAAACAUCACGAGUACUACCUUCACAUGGACGGGAGAGGGAACUAUGACUUCAAACCCAUCACUGAGGAGACCAUUGAGUUUGGCUCCUAGACAAACAACAACACACACACACACACGCACCAUAAUUUGGCCUAGAAAAAGUUGCUCACUAAUUCUGCACUUAAAACCAAGUUUUUGAAGUAACCCUGUUUUUUUUUUGUUUUCUUUUUGACAAAUCCGUAUUUAAAAGCAUCUUGUUAGUCACGUGAUUGUAUAUAACUUGUAAUUUAUGGUCCAAAUUGGUCCAAACUCAUGCAGAUUACGGAAUGGGCUAAUGUUUGUGUUAUACAACUGUGAACUGAAUCAUGCUUCAUAAUGAUUAAGAUGAGUUAGCCCCUACAGAGGACUCUAAUCUGAUGAAUUAACACAGGGAGGUAGAGACCCAGGUGAUUGUUUUAGUGGUCUUUUAGACAAGUCACUGAGGGCAGCUAAUAAACUGCUAUCUUGUCUUUUUUUUUUUUAAGGUAUAUGUAUAAUGUGCAAAUGAAGCUGCUUGUUUCCUCUGCUGGGGUGAAAUCCUUCCAUGUGCUUUCCUAGCCUGGUCGCUGAUAUGUUUGUACUGUCUAGGACCUGGCUAGUCCAUCUAGGCCUUUCCUAGCCUGGUCCCUGAUGUUUAUACUGUCUGGGACCCGGCUAGUCCAUCUAGGCCUUUCCUAGCCUGGUCCCUGAUGUUUGUACUGUCUAGGACCUGGCUAGUCCAUCUAGGCCUUUCCUAGCCUGGUCCCUGAUGUUUAUACUGUCUGGGACCCGGCUAGUCCAUCUAGGCCUUUCCUAGCCUGGUCCCUGGUGUUUAUACUGUCUGGGACCCGGCUAGUCCAUCUAGGCCUUUCCUAGCCUGGUCCCUGAUGUUUAUACUGUCUAGGACCUGGCUAGUCCAUCUAGGCCUUUCCUAGCCUGGUCCCUGAUGUUUAUACUGUCUGGGACCCGGCUAGUCCAUCUAGGCCUUUCCUAGCCUGGUCCCUGAUGUUUAUACUGUCUGGGACCCGGCUAGUCCAUCUAGGCCUUUCCUAGCCUGGUCCCUGAUGUUUAUACUGUCUGGGACCAGGCUAGUCCUAUGCCUUUUCAUAUAGUGGUCCCUGAUGUUUGUACUGUCUGGGACCAGGCUAGUCCAUCUAGGCCUUUCCUAGCCUGGUCGCUGAUAUGUUUGUACUGUCUAGGACCUGGCUAGUCCAUCUAGGCCAUUCCUAGCCUGGUCGCUGAUAUGUUUGUACUGUCUAGGACCUGGCUAGUCCAUCUAGGCCUUUCCUAGCCUGGUCGCUGAUAUGUUUGUACUGUCUAGGACCUGGCUAGUCCAUCUAGGCCAUUCCUAGCCUGGUCGCUGAUAUGUUUGUACUGUCUGGGACCCGGCUAGUCCAUCUAGGCCUUUUGUAUCCUGGUCCCUGAUAUGUUGGUACUGUCUGGGACCAGGCUAGUCCAUCUAGGCCUUUUGUAUCCUGGUCCCUGAUAUGUUGGUACUGUCUGGGACCAGGCUAGUCCAUCUAGGCCUUUUGUAUCCUGGUCCCUGAUAUGUUGGUACUGUCUGGGACCAGGCUAGUCCAUCUAGGCCUUUUGUAUCCUGGUCCCUGAUAUGUUGGUACUGUCUGGGACCAGGCUAGUCCAUCUAGGCCUUUUGUAUCCUGGUCCCUGAUAUGUUGGUACUGUCUGGGACCAGGCUAGUCCAUCUAGGCCUUUUGUAUCCUGGUCCCUGAUAUGUUGGUACUGUCUGGGACCAGGCUAGUACUAUGCCUUUCGUAGCCUGGUCCCAUGAUAUGUUUGUACUGUCUAGGACCAGGCUAGUCCUCCUAGGUCUUGGGUUAUGAAGCCUGACCUACUGUAGAGUAAAGAGGAAGUGUUGCCUGAAGCUGGAGAAUCCCUGUCCCCAGGUGCUUCCUCUGUAGCCUUUUGUCAGUUUUGUCUUUCAGCGUGUUCUCACCUCCCUCUUAAAACGCAUUGAAAGAGAAGGUCUGAGGAGAGAGGAGCCUUGGGUUUUCUCCAAUGUAGUUUGAGAAAGAGAUGAGGAAAGGGCCGAUGAGAGGAGCCCGGUGUGUGUUCGAGGAAGGCUCUGAAUCACUCACAUUUGCAAAUCAUCCAUCACAAAUACGUUUCUGCACAGCGCUCGGUUGAAUCCCCUGGACCAGGUUUUCUGUCUCCUGUCUUUAAGCAAUUCCGUCCAUAAUCAGUCAUUCUCUCCAGCUGCUUGUAGCAGUAUGUGGACUUGGCACUAGAUGACAAAUCGACUGAUCUAUGAGAAUUGUGUGACAUGUGUUCUUCCUUGGAUCAGAGUGGUGCAGUUGAUCUGCAGAAACCCAGAAGGCUUCCUCCCCUACCACAACAGUAACUACUACUAUAAUAUACUGACUGAAGCAAUGGUGUUAGUCUGUUUUUUUGUGAACUGUUAAAAACAGGCUCUGUAGAACUCAUGGUUAUAUGGGAGAGAGACUGUGUAAUAUAGUGAUUUGACUCUUUUAAAAAAAGUGCAUGCACCUGCAAUAAACUGUAUCAACAAUGCAUUUUCAUUAAAACAGAGAGACUGGA
Oncorhynchus keta (chum salmon) is the source of this 4549-nucleotide messenger RNA. RefSeq names its product ATP-binding cassette, sub-family D (ALD), member 3a (gene abcd3a). NCBI's taxonomy places the organism in Eukaryota, Metazoa, Chordata, Actinopteri, Salmoniformes, Salmonidae. Gene Ontology annotation, biological process: fatty acid beta-oxidation; long-chain fatty acid import into peroxisome; peroxisome organization. The record is from RefSeq and is a predicted model, not a curated record. Bases 98 to 2086 code for a protein of 662 amino acids. Gene Ontology annotation, cellular component: peroxisomal membrane; peroxisome. Gene Ontology annotation, molecular function: ABC-type transporter activity; long-chain fatty acid transmembrane transporter activity; ATP hydrolysis activity. The transcript is spliced from 21 exons.